AGCGUCUCCUCUUGGCAAUUUAAAUAGAUGAAUAGAGUUGCUGUCCAGUCCGAGGACUAAAAGUGGAUACGGCGAAUCGAUGGACACACAAUUGUGACAAAGGAAGAAAGCAAGUGCAUCAUGUCUGCUUGGCGUCGUCAUGUGUAGUUCCUCGCUCGCAGAUCGGAGAGUUUCCUCAACUAUUCCCGUCUCCGUUCACCAUCUCCAUGUCCUGCCGUCUUGCCUUGUUUGGUGUGCAGCUGCAGCGGCUGCAGCAUGUCUGAGCUGUGAGCACACUAGUGCUGGGAAUCCUGAACAAUCCUGCACAUCUCAAACUUCUCCCGGAGGGAGGACACACACGCGAAGGAACCUUCAGGCCCAAGCCAGCCUCCCGUCAGCAUGGUGAACAGCCAGGUGAACAGCCAGGUGAACAGCCAGGUGAACAGCCAGGUGAACAGCCAGGUGAACAGCCAGGUGAACAGCCAGGUGAACAGCCAGCUGCCGGGCGUCCAGACGCCCCGGUCCUGUGCAGGAUGUGGGGGCAGGAUCUCAGAGCGUUUCCUGCUCUUCUCCAUGGAGCGGUACUGGCACACGCGCUGCCUGCGCUGCUCCUGCUGCCAGGCCCGGCUGGGCGACAUCGGCACCACCUGCUACCACAAAGGGGGCAUGAUUCUCUGUCGCAGCGAUUACAUUAGACUGUUUGGACACAGCGGGGCGUGCAGCUCCUGCGGCCAGUCCAUCCCAGCUAAUGAAAUGGUGAUGAGGACACAGGGAAAUGUUUACCACCUCAAGUGUUUCAGCUGUUCCACCUGUAGGAACCGGCUCGUGCCAGGGGACCGCUUCCAUUACGUCAACGGUACCAUAUUCUGUGAACACGACAGGCCAGGCGCUGCCUUGCUCAACAGCCAUCUGCCUCCGCUGCAGAGCAGCUCUGUGCUGACAAACCAGAAGGUGUGCUGAGUGAUUCCCUCCUCGUCCACACCGUCUUCACUCGUCCGUCUCUCCUGCCAUCCUUGCUGUAAGCCUCAUUACUCCACCUGCCUUCACCUGAGAAGACGCAGCGCUCCAGCCCAGAUACGCCGUCCCUGACUACAUCUGGAUUUAUUCAGCGCCGGCUCUUGGUUUGGGACUGAGUCUGAUGUUAAAGUGGUCUGUGCAACAGAAAGACUUAACUGCUCUGCUCUACAUUUAAACAUGUUCCUUCAGGACUGAGCAGCCAGAAGAAAGUGGUGCUGAUGAAAAUCCCUGGAACUUUGAUCAGAGUAUAACGGAUGCCUUUAAACAUUUGAUGGACUACCGUGAAAUGUUUCGCACUAUAAUGUUUUUUGGGAUUAUUUCUCCUGAGUGCUUUUUUUUUUUUUAGCUAAUUCCUGAAAAGGACAUAUAUAAUAUUUCUAAGUUUCAGGUUAAGUAUUGUCAGUCUUAGCAGAACAUUUGAAUAAAAUUAAAAAAAAAUAAAACACUUUUGGGAUCAUUCAAAUAAAAAGAACAACAAAUGAUCUCUGCUUACUGGUUUGUCACGUGCACAAAGAAGAAGGGAAACCAUCCAUUGAUCGACUGUCAUCUUAUGUUUGUUCUGUAUAAUUUAAUUUCUUUUAUCAGACGUCUAUUUUGUUUCAAGGAAAAGAAAUGUGUAAAUAAAAA
Messenger RNA from Cololabis saira (Pacific saury), 1623 nucleotides. RefSeq names its product LIM domain transcription factor LMO4.1-like. The transcript has 5 exons. Lineage: Eukaryota; Metazoa; Chordata; Actinopteri; Beloniformes; Belonidae. The record is from RefSeq and is a predicted model, not a curated record. Bases 379 to 939 code for a protein of 186 amino acids.